Acanthocheilonema viteae is the source of this 681-nucleotide messenger RNA. NCBI's taxonomy places the organism in Eukaryota, Metazoa, Nematoda, Chromadorea, Rhabditida, Onchocercidae. The record is from the annotation of a GenBank genome assembly.
AUGCGUGUUUUAACAGCCCGAGCACAAUGCUUUAUGUUACUAGAACAUUUAUUGAUACUACCAUUAAAAUUAUGUCUGAUUACAAGCUCUUUCUACGACGACAUGCAAGCGAUUAAAUGUGUCGUCGUUGGAGAUGGUGCCGUGGGUAAAACGUGCCUUCUAAUCAGUUAUACGACAAAUGCUUUUCCGGGCGAAUAUAUUCCAACAGUUUUUGAUAAUUAUUCGGCCAAUGUUAUGGUCGAUGGAAAACCAAUCAAUCUGGGUUUGUGGGAUACUGCCGGUCAGGAAGAUUACGAUAGAUUACGACCACUCAGUUAUCCACAAACCGAUGUCUUUUUAAUAUGCUUUUCACUGGUAAAUCCGGCUUCUUUCGAAAAUGUGCGUGCGAAAUGGUAUCCUGAAGUUUCGCAUCAUUGCCCAAAUGCACCAAUCAUAUUGGUGGGGACAAAAUUAGACUUAAGGGAAGAUAAUGAAACCGUUGAAAGACUCCGUGAAAGGCGUUUAGCUCCGAUCAGUUAUUUGCAAGGAUUGUCAAUGUCAAAGGAGAUUAAUGCUGUGAAGUAUUUGGAGUGUUCGGCAUUAUCUCAAAAGGGAUUGAAGCAGGUAUUCGAUGAAGCAAUUCGAGCUGUUCUAAUUCCUCCGCCGAAACCUAAGCGGUCAAGGAAAUGUACAAUACUUUGA